Molecule: messenger RNA, 1017 nt
Organism: Chaetomium strumarium
Lineage: Eukaryota; Fungi; Ascomycota; Sordariomycetes; Sordariales; Chaetomiaceae
Exons: 3
Coding region: 1-1017 (338 amino acids)
Source: RefSeq, a predicted model, not a curated record
AUGGCAAAGUUUAUCGCUGGCAUUCCGGACAUAGCACACGACCAGGAGGAGUUACGCUCGUUCCGGUUUCCGCCGCCGACGGUCGCGCCGAUCCCGUUUAUUGCGCCGCCAGAAGCGGACGGCGUGCGAUGCGACAGGUGCGGAUUCGUCGUGCGAACGGUAGCGGGAAUGCGACGGCACUGCCGGAAGGAACACGGGUGGGUGAGCAGCUGGGCGAAGGGCGGCGACGUGGCCAAGAGGGCGAAGGAGGAGAGGCCGGUGCCGUGGACCACGGGCGUGCGGUGCCAGCGAUUGUUCCGUUCGCGCGCCGCCAGCGGGUGGUUCGAGAACAGGCGGCGCGUCGAGCCCGGGGACGAGAAGACGGAGCCGAACGCGUGGUUGGACACGGUGGGCUGGGCCGCGCAUUUGGCAGGGUUGGACCGCGACCGGCUGCGCGGUUCCGUCGCGCCGAUCGGAGAGGACGAAGCGGUGUUGCGGCACAUGUGGGAGAGCAUGGAGCGGGUGGCGCGGCGGGCGCAGGCGGCGGUGUUGAAGCGGAGAGGGCACGCCGUGUUGUUCGUGAUCAACAAGAAGGACGUCCACGUCAAGCCGACGAGGCCGUUCGACGGCCGCAUGGAGGACGAUACGACUGGGACGACGGCGACCGGCCACCGUACGAGUGUCACGCGGAAGCAGGGCGAUUUGUUCGACGCGUUCGUGGAAAUGGUCGAGGAGCGAGUGCAGGCCGAGGCGCACACCGAGCCGAGCGAGGCGGAGCGGCAGGCACGGGAGGAUCGGAUAGACCGGCUGUGUUUGGACGCGACGGUCGCGUUUUUCGACCACCCGUACAAGGACACGCCGUACGAGAGCGCGUUGAUCAGCCGGUUGGCGGUGUUGGGGAUCCGCGAGGAUGACGGAUGGGCCGGGCCGGGGGAUUUCACGCCAAAGUAUUCGGCAGUCAUCAAGAUCGCGCGCAUGUUGGUGGUGUACCAGUCCGUCGUGGAGCGCGAAGACGAAGCGGCCGCGCUGCGGGCCUAG